This is a messenger RNA of Motacilla alba alba, 2579 nucleotides long. It is a transcript of the gene NIBAN2, whose product is annotated as niban apoptosis regulator 2. The transcript is spliced from 6 exons. NCBI's taxonomy places the organism in Eukaryota, Metazoa, Chordata, Aves, Passeriformes, Motacillidae. The record is from RefSeq and is a predicted model, not a curated record. The coding region runs from base 240 to 2108 and encodes 622 amino acids.
CACUCUGCAGGAGUUCCUUGUGUUGCUGUGAAAGGGGGAGACUCCUCCUGGAGGGGUUUGGGAGCAGGGGCAGCUCCUCCUCGCUGGGAUGGGUGUGGGAUGUGAUGUGAAGGGCUGGAAGGACAGAGGAGCCUCACCAUCCUCAUCCCUGCUCUUUCCCAGCCUUUGUCCUGCCCAAGGCAGAGGUGUGUGUCCGUAACCACGUCCAGCCCUACAUCUCCUCCAUCCUGGAGGCCCUGAUGUCCCCCACGAGUCAGGGCUUCGCCGAGGCGCGGGAGGUGUUCUUCAAGGAGGUGACCGACAUGAACAUGAACGUCAUCAACGAGGGCGGCCUGGAGAAGCUGCCAGAGUACAUGGAGAAGCUCUCCCACCUGGCCUUCCACCCCGUGAAGAUGCAGUCGUGCUAUGAGAAGAUGGACCAGCUGAAACUGGAGGGUCUUCAGCAGCGAUUCGAUGUCUCCAGCACGUCCGUCUUCAAGCAGAGGGCCCAGAUCCACAUGAGACAGCAAAUGGACGAUGCCGUGUACACUUUCGAGACACUGCUGCACCAGGAGCUGGGCAAGCUGCAGGGCAAGGACGACCUGUGCAAGUCCAUCCAGCGCAUCCUUGAGAGGGUGCUCAAGAAAUUCGACUACGACAGCAGCACCGUGAGGAAGAAGUUCUUCAGGGAAGCCCUGCUGCAGAUCACCAUCCCCUUCCUGCUGAAAAAGCUGGCACCCACCUGCAAGGGGGAAUUAGCCAAGUUUCAGGAGCUGAUCUUCGAGGACUUUGCCAGCUUCAUCCUGGUGGAGAACACCUACGAGGAGGUGGUGCUGCAGUCGGUGAUGAAAGACAUCAUGCAAGCUGUGAAGGAGGCGGCCGUGCAGCGGAAGCACAACCUGUACAGGGACAGCAUGGUGAUGCACAACAGCGAUCCCAACCUGCACCUGCUGGGAGAGGGCCUGCCCAUCGACUGGAGCGAGGAGUGCAGCGGGCAGCCCGAGGCCGAGCCGGCGGCCGAGCGGCGCCGCAGGGCCAAGCAGGUGGUGUCGGUCAUCCAGGACGACGAGGGGGCCCUGCCCUACGGGGCCGAGGCGCUGCUGCAGCCCGGCUCCCCCGAGCCACGGGAGCCGGAGGAGGCACAUCCCGCGACGCCCCCGAGCCCCCCGGAUGCGGUGGGGGAGAUCAGGGAGGUGCUGGCACAGGAGAGCCUGGGGGAUGGCGCCGGGGCGGAGGAGCGGCUGAUGAACGGCACCGAGGGCAGCGCUGCCAGCGAGGAGGGCGUGCUGGCGGCAGGGGCUGCCCCAGGGGGUGUCACACAAGGUCCAGCCCGUGAUGGGGACAGGGUGCACUGUGCCACAGCGGCAUCACCAGCACCUGGAGCUGAGGUCCUGUCAGGGACGGGCAGAGAACGUGUCACACCAGCAUCGUCACCUGUCCCUGGAGCUGAGGUCCCGUCAGGGACGGGCAGAGAAUGUGUCACACCAGCAUCGUCACCUGUCCCUGGAGCUGAGGUCCCGUCAGGGACGGGUAGAGAACGUGUCACACCAGCAUCGUCACCUGUCCCUGGAGCUGAGGUCCCGUCAGGAGCUGGGACACGCCGGGCUGCACCAGCACCCCCUGUGCCUGGAGCUGAGGUGUCAUCAGGGGGGCAGUGUGCCACACCAGCAUUGUCACCUGUCCCUGGAGCUGAGGUCCCAUCAGGGAGUGGGAGACGUCUUGCACCAGCAUCACCUGUGCCCAGAGCUGAUGUCCCAUCCGAGGCUGAGGUGCCCCGUGCCACACCAAGAUCAUCCGUGCCAGCUUCCCCUGUGUCUGGAGUUGAUGUCCCAUCAGGGGCUGAAGUGCCACAUGUCACACCAAGAUCAUCCGUGCCAGCAUCUCCCGUGCCCAGAGCUGACCCGCCAGUGUCCAGCGUGCCACAGGGCCCAGCAGCACCGGCCAGCCCCCGAGCCGCUGUCCCAGCAGAGGCCGAGGUGCCCCGUGUCCCAGCAGCACCACCCGGAGGCCAGAGCCCAGCAGCAGCGUGUCACCGGCGCAGUGACAAGGAGACAGGCGGGCACGGGGACAGCCCCCCGCAGCCUAGGGGCACCACGGAGAGCGGUGAGGGGGUGCAGACUGAGUUCUAGCCCCAGCCCCUGCCACGGACUGGCCCUGGUGACACCGGGGCUGGGGGAGGGGGAUUGGACCCCCGGGAUGGAGAGCAGCACUGCGGGAGAGGGAGGGGACGGGGACACCGAGACCUUACUGCCUAACGGGGGUCCCGCUGCCGUGGGGGGCUGCCCACAGCCACAGCCCCCACUGGGUCCGACUGGGGUGGCCCCAGCCUGGCAUGGGGCAUGCCCUGCGCUCUGCUCUGUCCUUCUUCUGCCUUAUUUUCUUUCCUACUGAGGAGAUGCUUUACUGAAGAGCUUUAUCUGACCCCCACACCAGUGCCUGGGGCUGCUGGGGGGGCUGGCACUAGCCCUGCAGAGGGUGGGUGUGCGGGACAUCCUGGCUGUCCCCAGGGUUGUCCCUGCCCCCAGUCUGGGGUGUUUCCUGGGAGCCUGCCCACUGCCAUCCCCAGUUUGGGGUGUUUCCUGGGAGCCUGCCCACUGCCA